UAUUCAUUGGUGCAGUGAGUUUGUCCCGCGAGUUUGACGGUGCCUCUGUGACGACGCACGUGUGUUGCAAAUCUGUUCAGGUUGCUCGUUUUUUGCGUACAAUAGGUAUAAAAAGUGCGAUGCCUUCUGACGCGAAGAAAAAGCAGCAACAGAAGAAGAAAGAAGCCGCGAAGGCCCGACAAUCCGGCAAGAAACCGCAGAACAACAAUCAGACUAAGGCAGCUGAGGAUGACAAAGAGCAGAGCCCGAUAUUGAGUGAUCUGCAAAAUGGUACGAAUGGAACAGCUAUCAGUGCUGAAGAGGCAUUAUGUUUGAAAUUGGAAGCAGACGCCAGACUGAAUGCAGAGGCACGUUCGUGCACCGGGUCAUUAGCUUCGCAUCCGCGUAGUCGAGACAUAAAGAUAUCGAACUUUUCUAUUACUUUCCAUGGCUGUGAAUUGCUACAGGACACCAUGUUGGAGUUGAAUUGUGGCAGGCGUUAUGGUUUACUAGGUCUAAACGGCUCUGGAAAGUCUACACUGUUGGCAGUAUUAGGCAACCGCGAAGUUCCUAUUCCGGAGCAAAUAGAUAUUUUUCAUUUGACUAGAGAAAUGCCCGCAAGCAAUAAGACAGCAUUAGAGUGUGUGAUGGAGGUUGACGAGGAACGGGUGCGACUGGAGAAACUCGCCGAAGAAUUAGUGGAUUGCGAAGAGGAAGAUGCUCAGGAACAACUCAUGGAUGUAUACGAGAGAUUAGAUGAUAUGGCUGCCGACACGGCGGAAGCUCGUGCCGCUCACAUUUUGCACGGUCUUGGUUUCACUGCAAAAAUGCAAAGAACACCUACCAAAGACUUCUCAGGAGGUUGGAGAAUGCGUAUCGCUCUCGCUAGAGCGUUGUAUGUAAAGCCACAUCUCUUGUUACUCGACGAGCCAACCAAUCAUCUCGAUCUAGAUGCUUGCGUAUGGUUGGAAGAAGAAUUAAAAACCUAUAAACGAAUUCUCGUUAUAAUCUCCCACUCUCAAGAUUUCCUCAAUGGCAUCUGCACCAAUAUCAUUCACGUCAACAAGAAGCAAUUGAAAUAUUACACCGGUAAUUACGAAGCGUUCGUGAAGACACGAAUGGAGUUACUUGAGAAUCAAGCGAAACAGUACAAUUGGGAACAAGACCAAAUCGCACACAUGAAGAACUAUAUUGCGCGAUUCGGUCACGGUUCAGCGAAACUGGCAAGACAGGCUCAGUCGAAGGAAAAGACCCUGGCGAAAAUGGUAGCGCAAGGUCUGACGGAGAAAGUCGUCAACGAUAAAGUGCUGAACUUCUAUUUCCCAUCAUGCGGAACGAUUCCGCCACCAGUUAUCAUGGUUCAAAAUGUCAGUUUCCGCUACAAUGAAGAUUCGCCUUGGAUCUACAAGAAUCUCGAAUUCGGGAUCGAUUUAGAUACUAGAAUCGCGCUGGUUGGACCGAACGGUGCAGGGAAGAGUACAUUGCUAAAGCUGUUAUAUGGUGAUUUAGUGCCGACAAGUGGGAUGAUUCGCAAGAAUAGUCAUCUCCGAAUAGGUAGAUAUCACCAGCACUUGCAUGAGUUGUUGGACUUGGAUGUGUCACCCCUUGACUACAUGAUGAAUGCUUUUCCCGAUGUCAAAGAGCGUGAAGAAAUGCGGAAGAUCAUUGGUCGUUAUGGUUUAACCGGACGUCAGCAGAUUUGCCCUAUUCGCCAAUUAUCUGACGGCCAACGUUGUCGGGUCGUGUUCGCCUGGUUGGCUUGGCAAGUGCCUCAUCUAUUGCUACUUGAUGAACCUACCAAUCAUUUGGACAUGGAAACGAUUGAUGCGCUUGCCGACGCCAUUAACGACUUCGACGGUGGCAUGGUUCUUGUCUCGCACGACUUCAGAUUAAUUAAUCAGGUUGCUGAGGAAAUUUGGGUGUGUGAAAACGGAACAGUUACAAAAUGGAGUGGAAACAUUUUGGAUUACAAGGAACACCUGAAAAACAAGGUUCUCUCUGACAACCAGAAAAGGCAAAAAGAUCUCGCGAACAGAGGCAAAUAAUGUGACCAGCGUUUCGAUCGUGAUUCGCUGCAUUUUCCUCUUUUUACUGCACCAUACGUCUCGAUUAUAGGAAUUUAUUCGGAAAAUCGCAUCAGGCUGAACACCGAAUGCACGCUGCUAUGUAGUGUGUUGGUGUAAUGGUCAGAUUGCUUAGUUAAUUUAUUGAAGUAUUAGAGGUUGAAAUUAUCCUCCAUCCUUCUAUCAAACCGCAGAUGAUCGUAUUGUGGCAUUUUUCGCUAAAUAUAAAUCUAGAGUCUCUCGAAAGAAUCAUGUCACACGAAAGUGCAGAUUAAAUUUAAGUAGAUCGUCGAGGAAGGCACGAGAAUUAAGCAGUUCAUGGACCAUUUAAAGAGAAAACUAGUAACAUUUAACAAGUAACGAUUCUUUUAUGGUCAACUUUAUUAUAAAUUUCUUCUUUUAGUCUAUAUAAUAAUUUGAUUUUCUCUUACAAGAAUAUAAAAUAUUAUUGUAACAUGUACAAACAUACGCAAGUACGAUCGAUUACAUAGUUCCAAAAUACAUUUUUACCUAUA
This is a messenger RNA of Dinoponera quadriceps, 2557 nucleotides long. Its product is annotated as ATP-binding cassette sub-family F member 2. Gene Ontology annotation, molecular function: ATP hydrolysis activity; ATP binding. The transcript has 9 exons. The record is from RefSeq and is a predicted model, not a curated record. Lineage: Eukaryota; Metazoa; Arthropoda; Insecta; Hymenoptera; Formicidae. Bases 120 to 2024 code for a protein of 634 amino acids.